AUGUACGCUAGAAAACUAUUAUCAACUCGAUUGAUUCGUUAUGAAUUCGAUGCAUUUAUUAAUAGUUCCUAUUAUUAUUCUCCACAAUCACAUGAUUGUCUAAUUCCUACGUAUCAACAAUUGCGUCCAUAUUCAUUGUCAAAUGCUUUAUUAACACGUUCGGGUAAUAAUUCAUUUACAAUACGGGAUAUUGGACAAAAUUCACGAGGCAGUGGUGGUGGUGGUGAUGGUUCGGGUAAAAUAACUUUUCUUUGCCCCAAAUGUGGUGAUGUAUGUACCCAUGUUGAAAGUCUUGUUUCUGCAACAAGAUUUGUUAAAUGUGAAAAAUGCAGCCAUUUUUUUGUUGUUUUAUCUGAAAAUGAAGGAUCUAAGAAGGUCAAAGAAGAUAAAAAUAAAAAACGACAACCACCACCAUCACCAAAAAAAAUUUAUGAAUUUCUCAAUAAAUAUAUUAUUGGUCAAGAUCAUGCAAAAAAAGUCAUGUCUGUUGCUGUUUAUAAUCAUUAUAAACGUUUGCAUAAUAAUAUAUCAAUCAAUAAAUCUUCGUCACCCAAUACAAAUACUAAUACAACAAAUAAACAACAACAAGAAAAUCGAGGUUCAACAACAACAACAACGACAAUGUCUCCUAAUAAUGAAGAUACUAAACAAGGAAGUGAUAUUAUUCAUAAAGAACAUUAUGAUCUUAAACUUGAAAAAAGUAAUAUUCUUAUGCUUGGUCCAACUGGUUCAGGUAAAACACUUCUUGCUCAAACAAUUGCGAAAUGUCUUGAUGUACCAUUUGCUAUUUGUGAUUGUACAAGUUUAACACAAGCUGGUUACGUUGGAGAAGAUGUCGAAACAGUUAUUGCAAAAUUACUUCAAGAUGCAAAUUAUAAUGUUGAACGAUGUCAACAAGGUAUUAUAUUUCUGGAUGAAGUUGAUAAAAUUGGUAGUGUACCAGGUAUUCAUCAACUUCGUGAUGUUGGUGGUGAAGGUGUACAACAAGCAUUAUUAAAAAUGCUUGAAGGUACAAUAGUAAAUGUUCCUGAAAAAAGUUCUCGAAAAAUGCGUGGAGAAACGAUACAAGUUGAUACAACAAAUAUAUUAUUUGUUGCAUCUGGUGCAUAUACUGGUCUUGAUAAAAUAAUAAGCCGUCGUAAAAAAGAAAAAUAUAUUGGAUUUGGUUCAACAUCCAAUGAAGCACCAUCACGUCGACGUGCAACACAACUUGAUUUACAUGAACAACAUGAGAAUAAUGAUAAAAUGCUUAUUGAAGACAAUUUAGAACGUGAUAAAUAUUUACAAGAAUGUGAAGCACGUGAUCUCAUUGAGUUUGGAAUGAUACCAGAAUUCGUUGGAAGAUUGCCAGUUGUAGUUGCAUUUCAUAGUUUAAAUGAAGAUAUGCUUGUCAGAAUUUUAACAGAACCUCGAAAUGCAUAUGUACCACAAUAUCAAGCACUUUUUCAAAUGGAUAAGGUUCAAUUGGAUUUUACUGAUGGUGCACUUCGUUCAAUAGCUAAAAAAGCUGUUCUACGUCAUACUGGAGCUCGUGGUCUUCGUUCAAUAUUAGAACGUAUUUUACUUCAAUCGAUGUUUGAUAUACCCGAAUCGGAUAUAGUUGGUGUUCGAGUUGAUGAAGAAGCUGUUAAAACUAAUAAAAGCCCUGAAUAUAUUCGAUCACGUCAAAGUUCCUCAACAGAUAAUCAUGUUGAAAAUUCAACAAUAACAACAACAACCGAAGAAAUAAAAACAAAACAAAAUCAUGAUAAUAAAAUUUCCAUCCCAACCGGUUAA
Molecule: messenger RNA, 1776 nt
Organism: Adineta steineri
Lineage: Eukaryota; Metazoa; Rotifera; Eurotatoria; Adinetida; Adinetidae
Source: the annotation of a GenBank genome assembly